Molecule: messenger RNA, 2146 nt
Organism: Punctularia strigosozonata HHB-11173 SS5
Lineage: Eukaryota; Fungi; Basidiomycota; Agaricomycetes; Corticiales; Punctulariaceae
Exons: 3
Coding region: 266-1798 (510 amino acids)
Source: RefSeq, a predicted model, not a curated record
GCUGAAUCCCGCCAUCUCCCGCGCUCUGGGGUAAUCAUACAUCGAGGCUGGUUAUGCCCUCUCCCUACAACAUGACCUACGAGUGAAGCUAUAGAAUAUACGCAUAUGCGGUGCUAGCGUUUCCAGGCUGUCAAUCGAAUGGCAGAUACGGGCGGCACUUUGCCGGGGGAUAUAGCUCGUCGAUCAUCCUCACCGUCGUGCUGCCUUGCGUUCUGCUCUUCCCUCGUCUCUCCCCUACCGGUUGCUCGCCAGCGAGUCGCAGUCGAUGGUCUCCCUGACCGCCUUUCGUCGCUCCUUUGCGUUUUUGGUCCUUGGACAUGGUCUUUUCGGCGGCGUGAACGGCGUUCUGCAAUAUAUCGAUGACCAGCUCGGUGACUUCGUGACGGGUGUCGUCCCGGUGUAUACCCCCGCGAGUGACUGGGAUACGGCGGUUUCUGGGUGUUCCGCUUGCGAUCCGUACACGGACCUGCCCUUCAAUGGCACGUACACGGAUUCGCAGAGCGACAGUCCAAAUGAUGCUCCUCGAUUGAUUACCUUCCACUUUGUUGGUACCGCCAUCGAGAUUUUCUUCAUGACUUCAGAUUACAUCGACAAGGAGACGCCCCCGGAGUUUAUCUCGAACACGAACGUUUCCUUCCUUCUCGAUGGAUCCUCCGCCGGCACCUUCACGCAUCAACCCAAUGGAUCUGCUACGGACGAACUCACGUUCAACUACAACGUGUCCGCACUCGCGAAGCAAGGCCUCGACCUCAAGAACCACUCGAUCGUGAUCCAAUCUCUGGGGGAAUCGCACACGUUCUUCGACUUUGCUACCUACGACGACGGCAAAAAGGGUGCCUCAAGCUCAUCCGCGUCGGCGACCUCGACCUCGGCGGAGACGACGACGACGGGAGGGGACGAUGGGUCUCAAACGUCUUCUGUUGCUGCCACCGGAACGACCGGCACUGCAUCCCUUCGCGAGAAAACUCAUUCGGUGGCAGCCGGACCUAUCGCCGGAGGUGUCGCCGGCGCCGUCGCGCUAGCGGCUAUUGCGAUUAUCCUGGUGGUGUGCCUACGCGCGCGAAGACGCAGACGUGCGAACCACGCCGACUUUGUCGCUGCGGGAAAACCGAUCCUGGACGACGACGAGCCGAAACGGUACGAUUUCGCAUACGGCCACGGCCCGUCGUCGGCAUACCCUUCUUUCCCCUUCGCGGGUUCCGCCGCCGUCGCGCGUGGCCGGCCUGACGCGUCGAGGGAGCAGCUUCUAGAUGUGCAGGGUCGGCCAUCGGUCACGAACUCGGGUGGAAGUGGACCAACGUGGGGCGCUCCAUCCUCCCCGGGAACGGCCUCCACCUCGUCUCACGAGCACGUCGCGCCCCAUGCGUAUCCUCCUGGUAACGGAUCGCCGCAACCGUCGGGCAUAGCUCCACCGACUACGGCGACGGCAUCGCAGCCGGCGAGGACCGGUAACGCGGCGAUUCCGCCUGCCAUCGUUCUCUCGCCCCCGGAAGAGCUCGACGAAGGCGCUAACGCGGUCCGGACCAAACACGCCGCCCUCGAAGAGGAGCACGCGCGCAAGAUGCAAGAGCAGGAGGACCGCCUCCUCGCUCGCGCGGGGUCUGGAUCCGGCUCGUCGAGCCAGAGCGCCGCCCAGCCGUCCUCGUCCUCGUCCUCGGGCGAUGCGGCAUGGCGGGAAGAGGUGGAGAGGCUGAGGGCCGAGAUGUCGCGCAUGCAGGCCGUGCAGCAGGCGGUCGUGAUGGAGCUCGGGAGCGCGCCUCCGCCACUAUACUCGGAAGCCGAGGACGGACGACGGUGACCGUUUCCUUCCUCUCAUCUAUUUAUGGAGGAACCCACCUGCAACGAUGUUACCCCACCCAUUGCACUGUAUUGCUGUCGUUUCCUGUUAUUAUCCUCCUCAUUGCCAUGGGAGAUCGAAGCCAGCUAUCGAUUCGUGUGGUCGUACGAGCAAGAGACAAAACCAAGGUUGAGGUGCUUGUCGUCGAUCACCCUUCUCCCUCGAGGGUUGCUCGCUCAGUUUUAGGAGCACUGUAGUAAGCGGCCUCCACGCAGGACCGUUGGCCAGGGUGACGCUUCUCAAAUCGCGGAGAUCCACUGCAAUCUGCGGUCGCAUUGGCUUCGUCGGCAUGUCAGAUCGCCGCGGCUU